UUAAAUAUAAGCAUUUGAAUUAACAAUAAACACGUUACUGGACAUUGAUUACUACCAGGCCAUUCUGUGAGACUUUUGUUAAAAAAAUUAUGUUGUCCCUGUUGCUGAUGUGGUGGUUAAUCUUCCUAGUUCCUGGGAACACACUGAAAGUUUCUGAAUUCUAUGCUUUUGGUGAAAAACAAGGUGAUACAACUAUGGAUGCAAAUGAUGAUGGAAGCUCUCCGUUUAUUUCAAUUUCAACCAAAUUUCCGUUUUUCAAUAACCUACAUGACCAAUUAAUCGUGAGUACAAAUGGUGCUAUUUCAUUCCUGACCCCGGUGUCACAAUAUACCCCGGAUCCUUUUCCGCUGGAUGGAGAUCGCAGACUUAUCACCCCCUUUUGGGGGGACGUGGAUACAACAAAGGGUGGACAUGUUCGAUACAGAGAAACUACAGACCCCGAUAUACUAGACAAAGCUUCCAAUGAAAUUAAGACAUACUUCCCAAACUUUUACAAUUUUCCUGCUGCUUGGGUUUUCAUAGCUACGUGGGAUAAAGUUGCCUUUUUUGGAUGUUCAGAUAAUGGAUGUUUAAAGAGAAAUACAUUUCAAGCUGUACUGAUCUCAAAUGGGAAACAUGCCUUCGCCAUAUUUAAUUAUGAAAACAUUGAAUGGACAACUGGAACAGCAAGCGGUGGAGAUGCCGAUACUGGACUCGGGGGGACACCUGCUCAGGCAGGUUUUAAUGCCGGCGACGGGAAAAUAUACUUUGCAGUGAAUGGGUCUCAGACAAGCGACAUUAUAAACAUAAACCAGAAAACCAAUGUAGGAAUUCCCGGAAAGUUUGCUUUUAGAAUAGACACGUCGUUAGUGGAAACAGGGGGAUGCAACACCGAUGGCAGAAUCAUAAUUUCACCAAAAGGUGGCCCUAUGUUCGGAGGGCAGCAUAUCACAUUUAGCGGACCUUGCAUUGACCAGUACGACGUAUUCAAGGUCAAAUUUAAGGGAGUAAGAGGGACAUUAACAUGUGAGAAGAAGUCCAGAUAUAGCUUUUUCUGCAUCACACCUAAGUUCAACACUGCUGGGGAUGUCCAGGUACAUGUAUCACUAACCGGGAAAUCUUCAAUCAGUUUUGAAGGACAUUACACUGUUCUGAACCCAGUCUUCUGCAAAGUUUUUGUAAUUCGGGAUAAUCCGGAUAAUUGGAAAAAUGGAACACAGUCAAUAUCGUGGAAAAAUAAUGUACCAGAACUAGAAAAUAGCAGUACGGUGGACCUGGAAGUACACACACUGAAGGAAAACAGUGGGAAAUUGAACUUUGAACGCUUAAACAUAGUAAGAAAUAUUUCCAAUUCUAUUGGUUCGACAAACUUUAAUUUCAACGUCACGCAACAAGUUGCCUUACUUCAAGUUAAGUCACGUGUGAAAAGGAGUAAAAUGCCAGUUCCUGGAAUUUGGUCUGAUGUUUUCUUGGUAUCCCAAUCUAGAGAAGAAGCCAGGCAGAUUUGUGAAAAAUGGCUCGAAUCAGAAAGUUCCUCUCCAGUACUAAAUGCUAGUGAGCCCUGUCCUUGUACUCUCCAACAGGCGCUGUUAGACAUUGUAAAAUAUCAGCCUGAUCCUGACUGCAACAUGUUCCACAUGGGUUCUCGGGGGAAAGGCAACUGUCGUUAUAGGCGUGACGCACAACAUUGUGUAAGACUUCCAACACCAAGCAUAAGUGACAACGUUUGCUGUUAUAAUGCGGAGGGUAAUUUAAUAGACUCAAGGCUCCAAGAAGGAGGCACGCGGCAGCGAUAUCACUAUUCUGAGGGUGUUCCAUAUGUUAAUAACUUUUACCAUGAUGUCAUGCCGUUUAUGCAGUGUUGCCGAUUUUCACAGACGUCCACGAAAGAAGCCUCUGAAAACGGAGAUACGUACAGUCUCUGCCAAAAAUAUCUUAAAUUAAGGAAUUACAGCUCUUGUCAAAAUUAUGAACCUCCAAGGCUAGCACGGACAAGCGGUGACCCACACAUGACUACUCUAGACGGGUUCAGUUAUACAUUUAAUGGCGCUGGAGAAUUCGUGUAUAUAUACACAGAGGAUGAAUUAUUCAGAAGUCAAAUCCGAUUCGAACAGUUCCGAAAAGACGAUGGAACGAUUGUUCCUGCAACUGUAGCAACAGCCGUUGUGAUGGAGUAUGCAAAUAGCUCCGGUCGAUUAGAGUUUCGCCUUAACUCAAUCAGAACGGUUGAUGUUCUCAGAAAUUCUGAACUUCUUGGGUUUGGGGAUUCCAGGUGGAUGGAUUUGGAAGGUGUAACCAUCCUAUUGCUUCCGGCAGAUGGCAAUAGUUCAGAGGUGUCACUGAUGGUAAUGUUCAAAAAUAUAAAAAUAGCUUUUAAUAUCAAAGCCUCGAAGAAAAUAAUGAAUGUUAUCCCGAUUGUUCAUGGGGACGAAGUCAAAGGAAAAUUAAAAGGACUUCUUGGAAAUUACGAUGAAAACCCAUCAAAUGAUUUGCUUUCAUCGGAUGACCAAUACUUAUCACCAAAUGCAAGCGAUGUGGAAAUAUAUAAUCGGUUUGGAAUGUCGUGGGCCAUCAAUGAGACAGAAUCUAUGUUCACGUAUGAACCUGGUAAGAGUUUUGCUGAUUAUCAUCAGCCAUUAUUUCGGCCUGUGUUUGAAUCCUCCGUAUCGGUUACAGAGGAGGUUAGGGCGGUUUGUGGAGAGGACAAGGACUGCAUCUUUGAUUAUUCUGUCACGGGAUCACGUGACGUAGCGGAGCAAUCCCGGACGUUCCAGACACAGUUUCAAGAAUCUCAACAGGCAGCUGUGAUAGUAAUAACUUGCGAUGAUUUACCAACUGUUGCUGGAGGUGUAUGGAAAUCAACCAAUGGGAAUUUAGAAAACUCGUCUGCAAUCUUUGUUUGCAGAGAUGGGUAUAAUGUGUCUGGUAGGACACAAAAUAUUGUAUGCAAGAAUGGACAGUGGGAACCCUUUGGAGAUGUAUCAUGUUUACGACAUGACUACACAGUUACAGAUCUACAAACCAAUAGCACAUCAACACCUUUCACCUUGAUUCCGACAAAUAUUACAGAUCUACGAACCAACAGCAGCACAUCAACACCUUUCACCUUGAUUCCGACAAACACUGAAAACACAUCAUCAAAUGUUCCUGUUUACAUUGGAGUUGGAGGAGCACUUCUCUGUAUCUUUAUCUUUUUUGUAAUCCUAUUCCUGUUUAUGAUGAAGAAACGUAGGUUUGGUGAUUUGAAUAUCUUUUCUAGCAUCAGGACGUCGAAUGAUACUCAACAUUCCCAAAAGGGAGGUUUAAGUACAGAAUUAUCUACCAUCCCAGAGGACAAACCCAUAUAUCCUGCCCGUUGAUAUCUUUUUGUUUUUUAUCAAUCUGCAUCUGAUAUAACUUUAAAUAUAAACAUGACAAAUAUACAGUGUGGUGGAUGACUGUGAUAUUUUUUUACAUAUACAUCUAACUUGUACUUUUUAUUUAAAUUUUAGGGCAAACCAUGUAAACUUUGAGAUUUUAUUCAAUGGAAAUAACAUUUUUAGUAGGUCACCACAGUCAAUUACUAUCUGACUUCCGUCGUCGUACGACAUGCAUUUUCUGUCUUGCGUCGGUUGCAUACGUUUGAACAUUUCUUCUAUAUAUAUAUAUAUAUAUAUAUAUAUAUAUAUAUAUAUAUAUAUAUAUAUAUAUAUAUAUAUAUAUAUAUAUAUAUAUAUAUAUAUAUAUUCUAUUAUUCCAAGCUCUCUGAUUGGCUCAAACUUGAUCAUAUGAUCAAGUAUAUAACAUCAUAUAGACGUGUUACUAUUUAUAGAUUCUGAAAUGCACAUCGGCUUGAUGUUUCUAAAAAUGGAAAUAAUCUUUUAUAAACAACAAUAGCGAUGACUUCACAGUAGCUAAUAUGACUUGAUGUUUCUGAAAAAUAAAUUAACUGAAACUCCUA
Molecule: messenger RNA, 3919 nt
Organism: Saccostrea echinata
Lineage: Eukaryota; Metazoa; Mollusca; Bivalvia; Ostreida; Ostreidae
Product: protein mesh-like
Exons: 16
Coding region: 90-3338 (1082 amino acids)
Biological process (GO): cell-matrix adhesion
Source: RefSeq, a predicted model, not a curated record